AUGGAAGAAGGCGGCUUGGAGUGUUACACGUGCGUGCUGUGCAACGAAUUUCUGGUGGAAACUCCGCGACAGGCGCCCUGCGGGGAGCGUCUCUGCAGUCCAUGCUGGAGGGAGCAUCGAAACAGCGGCGAGAGCUUGAAGUGCCCGAAAUGUGGAGAAAAGAUUGUACUUCAAGAGUGUUUUCCCGACAAGGCCUUGCAACAGGAGCUGACGAAGUUGGUCCUCAGGUGCGGCAAUAAAGACUGCUCAUGGAAGGGACUGCUCAACUCAUACAAAGCCCACAGAGCAGUUUGCAGACACGAGCCACUGAAGUGUGUGAACGGGGAGUGUAGACAGGUAGUCAAGAGAGAAGACAUGGAGGAACAUGUGAAGACUUGUGUUUACUCUCAAAUUCCUUGCAAAGGGUGCUCCAAACCAAUCCCCAAAUGUCACAUGGAGGAGCAUAUGGGACAGGUGUGUGAGCAGGUGCUGGUGAGCUGUCCAGAGGGUUGCGGGGAAAUGAUCCUUCGUGGGAGACUCAAAGAACACUAUCACAGUAAGUGCUCACAGUAUGUCAGGCUCUGUUCAUUUGAGGACCUCGGAUGCUCUGCAAAGGGUAACUCCCAGCAAUUAUCAGACCAUAUUACUGGUUCCACGUCAGAGCAUCUGAAUCUACUGAAGACUACUAUAGACAAAAGGGGAAAGGACGUUACGAUGGAAUUAGAAGAAUUACGAGUAAAAAUUAAGGAAAUGGAGCUUCGUAUAACGGAGGGGAAGAGUAGUGAAUCCCUGAAAAGUAUGGUACAGAGUGUGAUGAAGCUAGAGACGGCCAUCCAGCAGCUGCAGGAUGGAUUUGGAGAGAUGGCACUGCUGGUGCAGACGCUCCAGGCCACCAGCUACAGCGGAAUCUUCAUCUGGAAGAUCCCGGAAGUCACUCGCAGGAGGCACGAGGCUCGGGUGGGCCGCACCCUCUCUCUCUACUCCGCCCCCUUCUACACCAGUCGCCACGGCUACAAGAUGUGUCUGAGGCUGUACAUGGCGGGGGACGGGAGCGGGAAAGGCAGCCACCUCUCCUUCUUCCUGACGGUCAUGAGAGGGGAGUUUGACUCCCUCCUGCGCUGGCCCUUCAGACAGACGGUGUCCCUGAUUCUCCUGGACCAGGACCGACAGAGAGACAUUGUCCAGUCCUUCAGACCGGAGCCCUCCUCCGCCUCCUUCCAGAGACCUCGGCUGGAGAUGAACGUGGCAUCCGGCUGCCCGGCAUUUGCUCCUCUCUCUGUCCUAGACAACUCGUCCUACGUCAAGGACGAUACUCUCUUCCUCAAAUGUGCCAUUGACAGAACUGGGUUAGAUGCUUACUAAUAAAAAUAAAAGUGCAAACCCUCGGCGAACUGCGCAUGCGCGAUACUGCUAAUUUCCUAGGGCUCGAUUCGGAGGGAAAAUGGCGAACGUCUCCUCAUAAAACUUCGUCUGUUUUAUGGACAUGAGGUAUCGUAUCGCUCUACCCUCUGUGCUCCAGUGUCAUUGACCAGCAGUCAGAAAAUAUGGCUGUCAUUUGCCGAAAUUACGAGUCAUCGACCCAAGUUUCAGCUGUCCAGCAGAGCGUGGGCUCUAUCUGGUCGCCAGGCGCCAGAUUAUGCUCCGGUUGGAGUCAGAGUGGGGGCUCUAUCGUAUUUCCGAUUAUCUGGACUUCAGAUUUCACUUUGACUGUUUGACUGCCCCUAGGGUCCUACAAAAUGAACUUUGAACUUUGAA
Geodia barretti is the source of this 1734-nucleotide messenger RNA. NCBI's taxonomy places the organism in Eukaryota, Metazoa, Porifera, Demospongiae, Tetractinellida, Geodiidae. The record is from the annotation of a GenBank genome assembly.